Penicillium longicatenatum is the source of this 1467-nucleotide messenger RNA. RefSeq lists its product as uncharacterized. The transcript has 4 exons. Lineage: Eukaryota; Fungi; Ascomycota; Eurotiomycetes; Eurotiales; Aspergillaceae. The record is from RefSeq and is a predicted model, not a curated record. The coding region runs from base 1 to 1467 and encodes 488 amino acids.
AUGAAGUUGAUUGGAUCUGUCGUGUUUUUGAGUGCCGUGGCUCUCGCCCAUCCAAGUGGCCUUUGGUGGGGUACCGACUUCUGCUAUCCGAGUCCAGAAAAUACCGACAACCAUUGUUCCACGGCUCAAGAGUCUGGUUUUGACUGGUCUGAACUGGGCAAUGGAGAUAACUGGAGUUAUGAAGGCUUCAGCUUUGAUGGGUUUGCACCCAAGGAUGGCUGCCGCGCCUCAGGAGGCAAAUGUAUCGAGGGAGUCUUCUCCCGGGAAGAUAACUGGGAGUUGCAAAUCGACGCUGAGCAGGCACCGUUCUCCGUUCGAAAGUUCCACAUCACCACCUCACGCGAUGCUGAUAUCAUUAUGACCUAUCUUCUGGCAGAUGGCUCGACCUGCCGCCAGAUAGCCUCAACCUCUCCCAUGGGAAGCGACGUCGUGAAUGAGCAGUGUGGUGAUGCAGUUUCAGUGAAGUUUCAACUCUCUGUGCUGGAUCAAGUUGGCGAAGUUGAUCUGGAACUGCAUCAGAUGGGCUUUGACUGUUCGUCUGGACCUAAGCCUGCAGGGCCGCUCGUUGCUCCUCCGUCUCCUUCGACAUCCGCUGUGUUUAUACCGACAGCUCCAGUUGAAUCGCACAAGCCUUCCACCAGUGUUGUGAAAGUGUCUACUUCCACUCAUGAGCCCCCUGUGGUGACAGCUCCGAUCAUUUGGACUACCCGUGUUGUCACUGUGACUCGUUGCCCAGAUUCGGUGACUGAUUGUCCUGACCAUGCCACCGUUACUGCCUCCACGCCUUGGCACACGACGGUUACUGAGCCCGUCAAGCAGCCCCCGCAAACCACUGUCCCACUGCCCUGCUUGAAUACCUGGCUCUCUGUUCCCAAGUGUACAUCCAACAGUGAUGCCGCGUGCUUCUGCCCCUCCUCUGAGUUUACCGACAAGUUUAACUCCUGCGUUCAUGCCUGGAGCAGCUCCCAACAGGAAACCGAUUCCGCACUUGCCUAUUUCGCCGGAAUUUGCGCCCCUUACGUUCCCAAGAAUCCUGCUAUUAUCAGUAUUGUUCCAACCACCACACCGUCAAGCAGUGUGCCUGCCCAGCAUGUAACCGGUGCACCUUCGCCUACUGGACAUAUCGUCCCAAUGACAUCGGCACCUGAGCCUCCUUGCACGACUCUUUCCUGGUCUUCUCACACCGUGACUGUCCCACAGGUGGGCUUCAGUACCCACACGGAUGCAUCCACCACCGUUGUCAGCCUGGUGACUGGUAACCCAGACACGAAAUCCUCCACUUCGCCCCAUGGACACACUACCUGUACAUCAACUUUCACGAAAGCGAAAUCGACCACUGUUACUACGCUCCCAAUUUCUCCACCCAAGCCCACAUCUACUGUCGUCCUCUCCAAUGUCGGCUCCAAAGCUGUCUCGGGCAGUCUGUGGGCCCUCGGGCUGGCCAUCUUGGUUCUUCCUUUACAAUAG